CUGUCUCUCCCCGUACACACGGGGACAUGGAGCGGUUUCACAGGUGUUGGCUCCUCCCCCUCACUUCCGGCGCCCGGGGCUGCUGACAGCUCUCAGCGGAAUGGCCGGCCGCACGGACCGGGCUCCGCUCCUGGACUGGGCCGAGGCGCCGGGAGUGAGUCCUGUCCCGGAGGGGGAGCGGGAAGCCAAGUGGCCCCGGGGCUAUGGGACGAGCUGGAGCCGUACCCCACCGGGGGAGCUGUGCCCCCUGCCCCAGCUGGAGGAUGAUCACAUCGUGGCGGUGUUCGUGGUCACAUUCGAUUCCAGGAGCGGGAAUAUUGUGGAGUGGUGUUUGCCUCAAGACAUCGACCUGGAAGGAGUGGAGUUUAAGUCAAUGGCCAGUGGGUCACACAGGGUCCAGUCAGAUUUCAUUUACUUUCGGAAAGGCGGCUUCUUCGGUCUGGCGUGUUUUGCCAACAUGCCGGUGGAGAGCGAGCUGGAGAGAGGAGCGCGGAUGAAGUCCGUGGGUAUUCUGUCGCCGUCUUACACCCUACUCUACCGCUACAUGCACUUUUUAGAGAACCAAGUCCGGCAUCAGCUGGAGCUCCCUGGCCACUACACCCCUCUGGAGGCCUUUUAUGAAGACAAGAAGGGGGUCUUACCUGCUGGCGUCUCCCCCCAGUCCUGCCAACCUAGUGUACACUGGCUCUCAACUAUACACAAGCACCUGUACCCGGAGAUGAAGAUCACGCACCCCGCCGGCUGUAUGUCUCAGUUCAUUAAGUUUUUCGGGGAGCAGAUCUUCAUCCUCUGGAAGUUUGCUUUACUCCGGAAGCGCAUCCUGAUAUUUUCACCCCCUCCUGUAGGUGUCGUCUGCUACAGAGUUUACUGCUGCUGCUGUCUCGCCAAUGUAAAUUUGCCCGGAGUUGGAGCCACAGCUCCGGAGUCGAAGCCUUUCUUCUAUGUAAACGUGGCUGAUAUCGAAACGCUCGAUGAUGAGGUUUCCUAUGUGGCCUGUACGACAGAGAAGAUCUUUGAGCAGAAACAGGAUCUGUACGACGUUUACGUAGACAACCAAAAUGUGAAGACUCACCUGGAACACCUCCAGCCCCUGCUGAGGGUCAACAGCGCCGACAAAGAGAAGUACCGGCGGCUGAACGACCAACGGCAGCUGCUGAUGUAUUCGCAGGAGGUGGACGGGGACUGUUCAUCCUGCGAGGAGGAUCUAUUUAUUCUCUUCUUCAUGGAGCAGAACAACAGGAUAUUCCAGAUCCUCCUGGAGGUGGCAUCGAGCCAGGAUAAGACUCUUACGGCCGAUCACGCCCGCAGCAUGGGCCUGGACCCGCAGGGCGACCGCAGCUUCCUCAUGGACCUUCUGGAGGUGUACGGCUUUGAUCUGAUGCUGGUCAUCGACAACCCCUGCUGCCCCUGACGCUGGUGGAGGACUCAUUCAGCGCGUCUCGUGUAAAUAUUCCGACACGCGGAGGGUGGAUGCAAUGGCGCUACACCACCCCCUACCCUAAUACCGGAACUGGCUGUCACAUGUACGAGAUGCAAUAAGAACAUUGCAGGAGUCUGGGUACAGAUAGAAAAAUCGCCCGGCAGAGAGGUUCAGGUUAUUGGCUAUUGGCACAGGAGCUGCCAAGAUGGCUCCCCUAUGUGUCUGGUUUACUUUAAAGGGGUUGCGGGGGGUCAUGGCCACGCCCCCUCGUGAGGUCACAGCCACACCCCCUCAAUGCAAGUCUACGGGAGGGGGCGUGACGACAGUCACGCCCCCUCCCGUAGACUUGCAUUGAGGGGGUGUGGCCGACCCCCGCAGCAUGAACACAGCAUCCGGAACAUUUACUUCCGAAUGCUGGCCAGUGUAGUACCCCUUUAAGGGGCGGGUGUCCACCUUUUGAACACCAUCUACUCGGUUAUGUUGGAAUUGAUGGUAGGUCUGAGUUACAGUAGGCCAGAGCUGCAUUCACAAAUCUGCUUGUUGUCAUUGGAAUCAGUCAGCACGGUUGUCGACGCACGUCCUAAAAAGCUUCUAUCAUGCAGGACGACAGCUCGUGUUUAAUACAUAAGAUUGUACCAAGGAGAGUUCAGCUCAGAAGCCUGCAGAAUAGUGAGUGCAGCUGGGGAGUAUAAUACAGACUGUAAAUCAGGAUAAGUAUAGGAUCAGUAAUGCAUGUACACAGGGACUCCACCAGCAGAAUAGUGAGUACAGCUCUGGAAUAGAAUACAGGAUAUAACUCAGGAUCAGUACAGGAUAAGUAAUGUAAUGUAUGUACACAGUGACCCCACCAGCAGAAUAGUGAGUACAGCUCUGGAGUAUAAUGCAGGAUAUAACUCAGGAUCAGUACAGGAUAAGUAAUGUAAUGUAUGUAUACAGUGACCCCACCAGCAGAAUAGUGAGCACAGCUCUGGAGUAUAAUACAGGAUAUAACUCAGGAUCAGUACAGGAUAAGUAAUGUAAUGUAUAUACACAGUGACCCCACCAGCAAAAUAGUGAGUGCAGGUCUGGGGUAUAAUACAGGAUAUAACUCAGGAUCAGUACAGGAUAAGUAAUGUAAUGUAUGUACACAGUGACCUCACCAGCAAAAUAGUGAGUGCAGGUCUGGGGUAUAAUACAGGAUAUAACUCAGGAUCAGUACAGGAUAAGUAAUGUAAUGUAUGUACACAGUGACCUCCCCAGCAGAAUAGUGAGUACAGCUCUGGGGUAUAAUACAGGAUAUAACUCAGGAUCAGUACAGGAUAAGUAAUGUAAUGUAUGUACACAGUGACCCCACCAGCAGAAUAGUGAGUACAGCUCUGGAGUAUAAUACAGGAUAUAACUCAGGAUCAGUACAGGAUCAGUAAUGUUUGCACACAGUUACCCACCUUCCAUGUAGAUUAGUUCUAUAUACUAACCAUAUAAUGGUGUUCAAAGUGGACCUGCCCUAAAAAGUGGAUUAGUUAAGAAAUGUAAAAUAACCAAAUACUAGAUUGCACAUUAACACUUUGAUAGAGCCCUCUUUAUGAAAAGGUUGUCUAGGAUAAAAUACAUAUAUUUUAUGUUUCUAGAAACAGCGCCACUCUUGUCCAUUUGGCUGGGUUUGGUAUUGCAGUUCAUCCCAUUUAAGUGUAAAGUUGAGUUGCAGUACCACUCCCAACCUGUGGACAGGUGAGGCGCUGCCCAACCUGGACAACCUCUUGCACACAGAGGGCACAGUGAUUACAGGGAAGCAACACUCCAGACAAUACACAAGUGUCUCAACUUUUUUUUUUUUGCCCCCUGAUGUUGUGAUUGCUCAAAUGAGCUUUGCGUCAAAAUGGUUGGCAACCAACCCGCUCCCUUAUGAUGAGCUUCUGGCCGCUUUCUUCCAAAAACAGAGCCACACCUAUUCUCAGGCUGUGUGUGGUAUUACAGCUUGGCCCUAUUUACUUAAAUUUGGACCUAAAACAAGUGAAAUGGUGGGAAAUUGUGGUAAUGGGGACCAAAGUAAAACAUUUUGUGCAAUUUUUUUAAAUUUUUUUUUUUUUUCGUGGGCCAACAUCAUUGACUAAUACUGCCCAUGGAGGAGAGAUUCACUGCCCAGGUCCUGUACGCAAAAUACCUUGGCUUAGGGGAGUGGCUUGUUGGCGCCCCCCUCUGGCUGCAACAUUGUGGCCUUGGCUUCACUGUGGACAAGGACAGAACAAGCAACUGCUAAUAUGGCUCCAUAGAGGGUUCUACCCAGCUUUUCUGGAGUUCUGAUUGAUGAAUAUGUAUUAUUUGAAGAGUUUAGGAGAACUGUAUGGCUUUCGUAAAAAUGGCCACGUCGCUUCAUGUAAAUUAAACCAAGAUGAAAAGUUAAAGGGGUACUCUGACCCCUAGACAUCUUAUCCCCUAUCCAAAGCAUAGGGGAUAAGAUGUCUGAUAGCUGGGGACCCCCGCUUUCUCAGUAGUGGCACCCGCCGCCAUUACGGCACAGAGAAAUAUUUCUAUGCGUGAUGAUGGGGCGAUACUGGGGCCCGAGCACACUGAUGUCAUGUCCCCGCCCCCUCAAUGUAAGUCUAUGGGAGUGCUGGAACUUCCAAUGAUUACAAAAUCGUAUGUGGGGGGGGGGGGGGGGGUGAGAAAGAAAGUCAAUGACCUAAAGACAGAGUGUACAUCCAGCCACAUAGUUUAUUCGGGGUCACGACGGAGUGUGAUUCCAGUGGUUACACCAACUCCCCCCGAUCCGAUACAUUCCCCUAUCUGAUGGAUAGGUUAAAACCUUUCAACCAUUGUAUCACAACUUAAAAAAAUAUAUACUACUCAAAAGUGGUGACAAGGCAAAUUUAUUGAGCCCCUCCUCUUAUUUUCUGCAGUGCAGGAAACAGGGCCAUAUUGGAGCUGUUUGCCAGUAAUACACUCACAUGGAUUUCCUUUCCCUUACUUCUAUGGUCAGUUACAACACAUACUUCACUCUGGUGUUUCAUGUGCCGGUUGAAAGUUCACUGGGCUGAACAGGUUGGUACUGCUAGAAGGUGAUAUACACUCUACACUACUAUAGAGAUAGAGGGAGAAGGGGUUUAUGAUGCAUUUGCCUUGCACGGUGCUAUGUGAUCAGAAAGGAAAGAAAUAGCAGCACGGCCAGGGAGGGGUUACUUUAAGCACGCAAUUGCUAAAGGCAAGCCUGCUGCCUAAAGAGAGGGGAGAGAUGGGAUCACACUACGUACGUACACAGCAGCAGCAGAGCAAGGAAGAGGUUACACUAAGCACUGAAUUGCUGAAGACAAGCCUGCAGACUAGAGAGAGGUGGGCUUUUAUAUAGGAGGCAGCACUGUGUACAUACACAGCAAAAGCAAAGCAUGGAAGGGGUUGCACUUAACACUGAACUACUGCUUAGAUGAGCGAAAAGACUUGAUUUACCAUUUGGGACCAUGUAAAUCCAGAGGCAAACUGAGUCGAGCUCAAAAAUUGCAGGUAUACUCUCUCUCCCUGGCUAAGCCCCACCCUCCCCUUCCUGUGUUCCCUCAUGCUGUCUCUGUUACUAGAGACGGAAUUCCCCUAACAGGCAGUAGACAGCAGAUAGCAGGGAAGGGAAAAUCGCGGCGGCCAAGAUUUUAGAGCUCUUUUUCUGCUGGAUAUGGAGUCAUUUUUUGUAAAAUUUUCAAAGAUUUUACAGACCACAUAGGUGGAAAGUUGUUUGAAACUACAAUGAUCAUUGGGAUAACCCCCUUUAAAGAAUAUGUCCACAUUAGCAACUAUUUUACCUUUCUCAAGUGCAUAAAAAUAUAUAAAUAAAAAAAAGUGAAUUAACUUUCUUUAUAUAUCUUACGGUUUUGUGUCUACAGCUCCGGUGCGGGGAAGUUUGUCUCCAUGGUUACAGACUAUGAACAGAUACCGAAUAUAGUGUGAUCCUGCAGUCAGGUGUUCUAGAAGAGGAGCUAAUAUGUAAGUGGUCUCCAAACUGUGGCCCUCCAGCUGUUGCGAAACUACAACUCCCACCAUGCCCAGACAGCUGUUGGCUGUCUGGGCAUGCUGGAAUUUGUAGUUAAGCAACAGCUGGAGGGCCACAGUUUGGAGACCACUGUUAAAGCCAAUAGAAAGAAGGCGUGACACAUGUCAUAUAGGAGCUGUAUACAUAAAAUGGUCAGAUAUUUAUAAUCAAUAAAAGUUGGUUGUGAAAGUUUUCAUACCCUUUAAAUUCCCUUUUGUCCGUAAGCCGCACGUUCCUGUAUACAUUCCUGUCGUGUCCUUUUACUAUAUGUAUAUAUUGAACCGGUGACCUCGGCUGUGUAUAUUUUUAGGGCGAUAGAAGGAAAAUCGUGACCUCCACUUCGCCGGUACUGCCCGGGUCCCAGCGCUUGGUUAUGCUCGGGACCACAUGGACCAAGUCUCUUCUUGAACUUUUACUAUAGACUUUCUAAUGACGGCUUCGGCCACCAAACACUGGAAAUAAAAGAUUGUAUAUAUGUGUGUAACGUCACGGACUCGGGAGGAAGAUGAAGGAAAUGUUUUUUUGAGAUGAAUGCUAAAUAAAUGAAGUAAUUAUUAUACUGUA
Hyla sarda is the source of this 5975-nucleotide messenger RNA. RefSeq names its product DENN domain containing 11 (gene DENND11). Gene Ontology annotation, cellular component: cytoplasm. Bases 101 to 1411 code for a protein of 436 amino acids. The record is from RefSeq and is a predicted model, not a curated record. The transcript is spliced from 9 exons. NCBI's taxonomy places the organism in Eukaryota, Metazoa, Chordata, Amphibia, Anura, Hylidae.